UAAGAAAGACUACAUGCUCACCCCUCGAGGCAUUUACUUUCAACACUUACGUUUCCCAGGAAUCAAGGCCCAAAAUCAUGUGAAGAAGAAGAAGACAACAUUAAAAUUUGAUGAUUAAAAACGUUGGAUCCACUGGCAUGGGGAUUCAUUGAUUGCCACACAUGCACCCAUCCUCUCUCACUAUAUGCCCAUCAUCAUUUAAAAAUUGUAGUCGACUAAAAAAUUAAGAAGGGACAUCAUGGAUCACCCUUGCGUCCAUACAAGUAGGUCAGCGCCCUGCUGAAGGGCACUAAAUGUACAAGUAAAUUGGUCGCCCAGGGCACCUACCCCACACGUAUAUAGCCGUUAGAGUCGCCAUAACUACUUUUUAAAAUUCGAAGGACCCUUUGCCUAUUGAACAGGGCGAAACAUACCCACAUGCCCCCACACAUAAACUUUAAUCAUUAUGAUUCGAUCUUUAACUAAAUUAGUCUAAGAUUGGGGUUUUGGUUUUGGUUCAGCGUUGGGCGCCAACAUGAAACGACUUCGUUUUGAUUGUCUAAAUAUCCUCUUUCCUUUCAUAUCAAUUCUCGUUGUCAUAAGGCAAAGCAAUGCCGUUGCAAGAAAGGAUAAAAGAUAUGUUUCUUCUAACUUUUUGGGUUUAUCUCAUACACGCUCUCGUCCAAUUCAAGAAAAUCGAAUGAUGGGUUUUCCUUUUGGUGUCAAUCGACUAGUGGUUUUUUCAUUUCUUUUUUUUUUUUUUUUCUCUCUCUUUUUCCUUAUUUGCUUUCUCAAAAUCACUUCAAUGAUGACUGAAUACCAUAUCGGGAUUCAUUUUGACGUGGGUGUUGAAGCAAACACGGUUUGAUUGAUUGAUUGAUUGUGUUGCCUCGGUGAAGAUUUUACAAGUAUUUGAUACCUAAUUAAGAGUUGUUCUUGAGUAUGGUGGUUGAUCUUCGUGACAGCGAAUUUCUUCUCAACUUGGUGGCUUUGCUCUGAGGAUCAAAAUAGUCAAAUGUGCCAUGGCUGAAAGUAACACAAGUUUGGGGACGCCAGAAACUGAUAUGACAACUUUAAAAGAAGCCCUUUGGGCUCAGCAACAGCUACUUCAAAAACUUUACUCUGAGUUGGAUGAGGAGCGAGAAGCCUCGGCUACUGCAGCAAGUGAAACUCUAUCCAUGAUAUUGCGUCUGCAAGGAGAAAAGGCUGCAGUGAAGAUGGAAGCAAGUCAAUAUAAGAGAAUGGCUGAAGAAAGGAUGUGCCACGCUGAGAAGUCGCUUUCACUUUUUGAGGAACUAAUCUAUCAGAAAGAAAUGGAAAUUGCAUCUCUGGAGUUCCAAGUUCAGGCUUAUAGGUGCAAACUUCUAAGCAUGGGUUAUAGUGAUCCGGUUGCGGGUGACACAAGGUUUCCAGACAAUCUGUUGUUGCAAAGAAAUGAAUCACUUGUUGGGGACACGAGUGUUAAUGACAUUGUUAGAAGGAGCAAUUCUCUGCCUUCAAUUCGACUGAAAGAUUCAUAUCACAAGAAGGCUAUUAUUGAAAGAGAAAGGUCUAUGAUCCCAUUGAUUCCUAGGAUAGUAGAAGAAAAUAUGGACCAAGAACUUGGUGAUCAGAACUUGGAUCUGGAGAAGAAAUCAGAGAACUCCUCUGCAGUUGGAGAUUAUGAUUCAUAUUGGGAACAGAUCAGGAGGUUAGACAAAAAGGUGAAAGAGUUAUCAGAUUGUAAAGAUUCUUCUAGAGGAGGUAAAUCAGCAAAUUUGAAGGCUGGGUCUAGGUCGUCAUUACCUUCACAAGUGAGCAUGACAUCUUAUGAUCUAACAAGCGGAGACAUAACCACAAAAUCAGGCAAAGUUAACCAUCCUGGAGGUUUUUUAGAAGAUGGAGGAAUUACAAACUCAGCUUGUGCUUUUGGUGUCCAUGAUAUUUUUGAAGUUCCAAAAGCAAUUAAGAACCACAAGAGCUGUGAGCGGAUGAAGAAAGAACAGAGUAAAUUGAUCUUGGAAGAUGAAGAUAGACUCCUAAUGCCAGAUUCAGUCUCUAAGGAGGCUGCCGAAUCAUAUAUAAGAGAUGAAACUGACUGGGAAAAGGAAAGCUUUCUGAGUGCAAACCAUGAAAAUAGAUUAAUUAAACCAAAACAUGGGAUGGCCUUUGAAAGUGAUUUGGCUUUCCCUUGCUCUACAAUUGGUGUUGCUGAAUGUCAGGCUGAGUUUCAACAGCUUGUUAGGAGAAUGAAGCAGCUUGAGGAUGAGCGGGAGAUUAUAAGGCAAGAUAAUGGAGGGGAAGAAGAAUUGAAGUUGUUGAGAGAGAUACAUGAGAAACUCAAUUUAAUACAGUCCGAAAUAAGAAGUUUGAGACCCAAGAAGAGGUCCCCUCCACCAGAUGAUCCAGCCCUAGUUUCUCUCAUGGAGGUAUAUAUUGUGUGCAGAUAAGACCGAGCUCAAUCAAUUCCAAGAUGGCAUCACGCCAUAUUCUGCUGCAAUUAACUGGUGUGGCAGGUGGUGUAGCUCUUGUCAAUGCUUGUUCAACUAUAGGCUCAAGCUUAUAUGGGUACUGACUCUUCACCCAUUCAUGUAAGCUUGAACCAUCGUGGAAAAGAACAUCAGUGGGACGCUUCCCUGUCACAAUCUCUAACAGAAGGACCCCAAAACUGUAAACAUCUCCCUGGGUCGAUGCCCGCUUUCCCAAUCCAUACUCUGCAUUAGCCAAGGGAAAACAGUGAAUCACAUGAUUAAAUGGAGUUCAUGAUAGUGUGUAUUCAUCUAAGCAACUUCUUUUUGUAAUGAAACUGAAUGAACAGUGAGGCUGAGGGGUGAAAAUUUAUUUCAGAAAUUGGUGAAUAUAUGUAAUGACAUGCAGCAUUAUGAUC
This is a messenger RNA of Vitis riparia (riverbank grape), 2845 nucleotides long. RefSeq lists its product as uncharacterized. Lineage: Eukaryota; Viridiplantae; Streptophyta; Magnoliopsida; Vitales; Vitaceae. The record is from RefSeq and is a predicted model, not a curated record. The transcript is spliced from 3 exons. Bases 1002 to 2408 code for a protein of 468 amino acids.